Molecule: messenger RNA, 5949 nt
Organism: Oryzias latipes (Japanese medaka)
Lineage: Eukaryota; Metazoa; Chordata; Actinopteri; Beloniformes; Adrianichthyidae
Gene: tle2b
Product: TLE family member 2, transcriptional corepressor b
Biological process (GO): regulation of DNA-templated transcription; negative regulation of canonical Wnt signaling pathway
Cellular component (GO): nucleus; transcription regulator complex
Molecular function (GO): transcription corepressor activity; protein binding
Source: RefSeq, a predicted model, not a curated record
UAUUACAGUCUAGGGCUUGCUGCUGAAAAGCCCGCUGGAUCCUCCACUGACCUGCUGUUCUUUCCUGCCUUCCUCUUGCAUUUUUUUUUCCACAUUUAGAUUAAAAACAAAGCCCUCACUCUCUCCUCUCCCCUCCCUCCUCUUCCUCCUUCUUCCUCUUCUUUUUUUUUUUUCCUGCUGCAGUCAAGACUUCAGCGUGUCAGAGAGAGGCUGCAAAGGAGGAGAAGCAGAACGGAGGACUGUUUCUGCGUGUUUAUGUUUGGAUGAUUCACCAACAGACUGUGGGGUGAAGGAGGAAGAGGAGGACGAGUCCAGGGAGAGGGGAGUCUGCCUGCAUGAGAUGUCAUCAUGCCUGGACCCUAACUGAUCACAAGCUGAGGCAAAAGAGGGGAAAGACCCUGGAGGACAAGGGGAAACUGGGACUGUGGAAGGAGGAGGGAUUUUAAAAAGACUCGGUGACAUCAGGGCCGGCUGUGGGGAGGUGUGUGUUUGUGUGUGGGGGUGUGUGGCAGCGGAACCAGUGGAGGGCAGAGGAGUGGAGGGCCAGGGGACUAACCUGGCCAUCAAGCGGACUGGAAGCCUCUCCUCUCCUGGGAUCAUGUACCCUCAGGGAAGGCAUCCGGUCCCCCUGCAGCCUGGCCAGUCCUUCAAGUUCACAGUCCUGGAAACGCUGGAUCGCAUUAAGGAGGAGUUCCAGUUCCUCCAGGCUCAGUACCACAGCCUGAAGCUGGAGUGUGAGAAGCUGGCCAGCGAGAAGACGGAGAUGCAGAGGCACUACAUCAUGUACUAUGAAAUGUCCUACGGCCUCAACAUCGAGAUGCACAAACAGGCAGAGAUUGUGAAACGUCUCAGCGCCAUCUGUGCUCAGAUCAUCCCCUUCCUCUCUCAGGAGCACCAGCAGCAGGUGGUCCAAGCAGUGGAGAGGGCCAAGCAGGUCACCAUGGCUGAACUCAACGCCAUCAUCGGGCAGCAGCAGCUCCAGCACCUGUCUCACCACGCCCCUGGCAUCCCCUUGACGCCGCAUCCAUCAGGGCUGUCGCUCGGGGCAGGGGGCUCGGGGCUCCUGGCACUGACUGGCGCCUUGGGGGUCUCAGCUCAUCUGGCCUCCAAAGAUGAGCGCAAUCACAUCGACCCCGAACUUCUCAGAGAUGGAGCACCCAGCAGGAGUAAGUCGGUAUCGUCGACAGACAGCCAGCCCACGGAGGACCGUCAGGGUCCAUCGUCGGGAUUCUCCUCCUCUCAAGGUGGAGCCGAGGCCAAGAGGAGGCGCUGUGAUGACAAAGACGCCCUGCCUCCACACUCCUACGACAGUGACGGGGACAAAAGCGAAGACAAUCUGGUUGUGGACGUCUCCAACGAGGAGCCAAAUUCUCCUGCUGGAAGUCCUCCUCAUUCACCUCAUGGCAAUGGGUUGGACCGGGCCCCCACCCUGAGGAAAGAGCUCCCGGGCUCCUCAAGCACAGGAGAGGCUCCUGCUACCCCAAACCCCCGGAGUCCCACCCCAGGGAAGGCCAAGGAGUCUACGCAGAUGGAGAAGUCGCAGUCUCCGUUGUCCAAAUCUGGCACGCCGUCCCCGUCCCACCGUGAAGCUGUUACCCCGGGGGCACCAGGGGCCCCCGGUCCCAGCACCUCCUGCCUUCGCUUGGUCAGCAAAGCAGCGAGCAGCGCGGACCCCCUGGCUCUCCGCAGCCCCAUGUCUGUGCCCCUCGGUUCGUACCCGGCUCAUUUUGGCGUGGUGUCCCAUGCAGGACUGAAUGGGGAGCUGGCCAGCCCCGGAGGAUUCGGAGGGGCCCUGACCCUCUCCCCCCAGAUCAGCGCAGCAGCAGGGGCCUACUCCCGCAGCCCAAUGGUGGCGUAUGACACCAGGUCCCACCUGAGGGCUCCAGGGCUGUCCUCUUCUGUUCCCGGAUCCUCCGGCGGCAAACCCGCCUACUCGUUCCACGUCAGCGCAGACGGGCAGAUGCAGCCGGUGCCAUUCCCCCCCGACGCCCUGCUGGGGCCGGGCAUCCCGCGUCACGCCCGUCAGAUCCACACGCUCAGCCACGGAGAGGUGGUGUGCGCCGUGACCAUCAGCACCUCCACCCGCCACGUUUACACUGGAGGCAAGGGCUGCGUCAAAGUGUGGGACAUCAGCCAACCGGGGAGCAAGAGCCCCAUGGCCCAGCUGGACUGCCUGAACAGAGAUAACUACAUCCGCUCCUGUAAAAUUCUUCCUGACGGGCGAACCUUGAUUGUGGGCGGGGAGGCCAGCACGCUGUCCAUCUGGGACUUGGCCACGCCCACCCCACGCAUCAAGGCGGAGCUGACGUCGUCCGCCCCCGCCUGCUACGCUCUGGCCAUCUCCCCCGACAACAAGGUGUGCUUCUCCUGCUGCAGUGACGGAAACAUCGUCGUCUGGGACCUGCACAACCAGACGCUGGUCAGGCAGUUCCAGGGCCACACCGACGGCGCCAGCUGCAUCGACAUCUCCAACGACGGCACCAAACUCUGGACGGGAGGCCUGGACAACACGGUCCGCUGCUGGGACCUCAGAGAGGGCCGGCAGCUGCAGCAGCACGACUUCACCUCACAGAUCUUCUCUCUGGGCUACUGUCCGACAGGCGAGUGGCUGGCUGUGGGGAUGGAGAGCAGCAACGUGGAAGUCCUGCACGUCUCCAAACCCGACAAGUACCAGCUGCACCUCCACGAGAGCUGCGUCCUCUCCCUCAAGUUCGCCUUCUGCGGAAAAUGGUUCGUGAGCACAGGAAAAGACAAUCUGCUAAAUGCAUGGAGGACGCCAUAUGGAGCCAGCAUUUUCCAGUCCAAGGAGUCCUCGUCCGUGCUGAGCUGCGACGUCUCUCCGGAUGACAAGUACAUCGUGACUGGAUCCGGGGACAAGAAGGCUACUGUGUACGAGGUGGUGUACUGAGCACCAGCAUGAGAUGGGGGCAAGGAAGACCGCUUUUUUCUUUUCUUUUGUUUUUUUUUGGGGGGGGCGUGUUUCUCACUAUGGCAGCACAUCCGCAACAUCAGCACCACUGAGUCGGACUCUCUGAACCUCAGCUCUAAAUCUUCAGCUCUGCUCAUCAUUUGGCAUUAGUAGUAGCUCCUGAAGUCCCCCCUCCUCCCCCGUUUCCUUUCCUCCCCCACCACCUUUCCAAGUGAGGGAGUGAGGCAUCAAACUGGGGGCGAGCGGCAGAGCAGGAAGCAGCGCGAUAAGGAGGACAAAGGAGGUGAGCGGCGGAGUGUAAAGAUAAAGUUAUGAAGGGAACGACGAGGAGGAAGGAGGAGUAAUUAGGGCCGUUUCCUGAUUAAGAGCUCAGCGGAAGUGGGGGGCCCCCGGAGGAGGCGCGGAGCAGCACUGUGGGACUGCCAGCCAGGAGCACCGAUACCACGCCAUCGAUUCAUUAGCCAGACAGUGGAGGCCUUAAUGAGGCUGACGCCGCGGCUCCAUCUCCCCAGUGAGAGGUGUCAGGAGCCGGGGGAGCUGCGACGCCCCGAGAUGGAGGGGGGGGGGCGCGGCUCCGAUUUCCACAAACACUGAUGCGAAACACACCCACGCAAGCAGUACGUCAACGGGUCCCCCGUCUGCGUCACCUCCUCCAGGUAUGGAGGGGGGAGCACAUGAUGCUCCUAAUUAGGCAUUCAGCGCGGCGCUCCUCGUCUCGUUGCCUAAUAUCUGUUUUAUUUUCUCCUGACAAAGCCGCCGUCUAAUGAGCUGCAGAGUCGAUGGGAUUCUCCCAGGGCUCAGAGGCGCAAACGCAGAACAUCGGCGGAUCUGUUCCUUCUAAUUCUGCGCAUCGUUCUCCUGACACCGCGCCGCUCUCACGCUCAUCUCACGGCCCGGGGAGCCCAGGCUGAGGCGGCGGCAAAUUAACACCGUUCAAUUAUGCCAUCAUCAGCAGCUAAAUGAGCAACAACUGAUCUACAAAUGUCUUCACCUCCACGUCUGCCUGUCGGCUUCCCCCAGAACUUCAGACAAACGUUUGAUUUCAACUCUGAGGAGAAAAAAAAAAUCCAACCACGUUUUUUGGAGUUUAACAAUAAAUGGACUUAAUGGAUGAAUCGAUUUCUAUUUCUGUACCGUUAGAAAAUCAUUUCAAGAUGAAAUAAAUCAAUUAUUAUCAAUAUUGGAAAAUAACAUAUGGACUGAGGUACAGUAGGUUUGUUUUACUGUGAGGUAAAAACCACCCAAGAGCAUCACAGCAGACAGCAAACACACAUGUGUGAUAAAACUGAUCAACCAUCAUUCCAGUCCAAUGUGUGGACAGACUUGAAUAAAGUCAUGUGACCAUCCAGUGUCUAGAAUGUUCUAAGAAUGUUCCCUUUGGAUUCUUUGGAUGUGGAAAAACAACAGUCGACUGAACUUUAGGAAACUAACAUGUGAAUGGAUUUGACAUUCAUUUUUGGGUUUUUUUUUGGACACAUAUUUCAUUUACACUUGAUUGUCAUGCAGGAAAUAAAAGGAACCUGGAUCGAAUCGGAUGAACAAACAUCGACUAUGAAUCGUAUCAUCAAACGCAAAUUAUGAAAUGAAUGGAAUCGUUUAAGUGAAUCAUUUCACCCAUGAAGGUUUGACAUUCUUCAGUAAAAUGAAAACAAAAAUAUGCAAAUACCGCCCCUGCAUUUCUGGACACUUCAAAUAGUUGAUAGCGUGCAGCUUUCAGAAUCUGGAGAGGAAGUGCUUCUGUUCUGAUGUUUAACCUCAACUUCGAGGCGAUCAGUCAGAUUCUGCUUGUCCACAUUACUUACGCACAUCGACUGUAUCAGAGAACUGGAGUGACGUCACCCGUAGAAAACGGUUUACUUCUGGCUCAAACCAAUUAAGUCCAGAACCAAUCAACUUCGCUGGACGAUUAAGAAAAAUCUGCAAAUAGAAAUGACAUCCCACUCCAACGGAAAAUUGAGCAAGAAAAUGAGACAGAAACCACAAUCCAAAAAAUGACCACUGCAACUGUUUAGACGUAAAGGUUAAAGGUCAAAACAACCAAACGUUGAGGCCAAAUCUGAACGUCUGUCCGGGAUUUUCUACGCUGAAAAACUGCUUCUUCUUUACCGAUUCCUGGUUGCUCAUGUGAGGCCAUGAUGAGUCAGAAAAUCGCGGGAACAUCAAUGCUGGGGGGGAGGGAGGGAGAGAUACAUUUUUAUUAGUCUUUGUUUUCCUAUUGUACCUUUUUCUUCCGGGGGAGGUUUUGGGCUCACAGCAUCCAUAAAUCCAGUCUACAGAUUAAAAAAGCAAACCUCCAUAGAGAGGCCAAAUAUGCUCUCAAGUCCACUUUUUGUGAUUCUGUUUUAUCCCCCUUUUACCCCGAAAUGGUAUUACUCGUACUUUAGCCUGUUUUUAGUCCUGACUGUGUGGUUGUUCGCCUCUCGUUUCUGUUGAAGUCUGUGGCCUCAGGCUGACACUCCGCACCACUGGUCCCACUGCUACUGCAUGCUUGUUGCACUGAAGCUCCACUGCUGAAAAACACGAGCGGCGCCCCCGUCGUUCUCAGCGGGGGGAGAAGAGAAAAAAACUUUCACAUUGCAGUAUGUCAUUUAGUUUGAAGUCUCAGAUUUUAGCGUCUGUUUGUAGUUGCUGCGCCGAUGCAGAACAGAGGAAUUCUGGGAGCUGGAGUGAAUCCGUUUUCAAACCUUUUCCUGGGGGCGGGCAGCCCUCAGGCUCAUGUACCACUCAACAUGCUGAUGCUGUAUACUUGCUGUGCAUACGGUGGUGAAACGUGAGUGUUUGGGACAUUUGAUACUCUACUUAAAGUAUGUAACCUCUUUCUUCUCUGCCUUUGCUUUUGUUUUCCAUGUAAAGAUCUUUGUUUUAUUUUAUUUUUUGGUCUGUUUUUCACAAACUCAUUUCUCUAUUUUAAGCCAAGGAACAUUUUUUCAAAGCACUGUGUCUUCCCUCCUGAUCAUUUUCCCUUGUUCUGUACAACAAAUACAGUAUGUGGAAGAAUAAACCAGAUGUUCAUCCUUUCA